This is a messenger RNA of Myotis daubentonii (Daubenton's bat), 1226 nucleotides long. It is a transcript of the gene KRTAP17-1, whose product is annotated as keratin associated protein 17-1. The record is from RefSeq and is a predicted model, not a curated record. Lineage: Eukaryota; Metazoa; Chordata; Mammalia; Chiroptera; Vespertilionidae.
CUGGCAGGAGCCACAUGGCCAGACAUCCUCAGCGGCCUCUGAGCUGCUUUGAUGAUUUUCUUCUUCUGGGAUUAGCAUCCACGGCAAAGAAGUUGGCUGCCCGCUUGCCACAGGAGACAUGGAAGAGGAACCCCCUGCCAGAGCCAGAUCCGGGGGGCUUCCCCUUCCUGGCUCCAGCCCUGGGUCACCGUGGCUGGCCCCAGUUUGGCCUGAUGACAGGGCUUUCCGAAGGUGUAUUUUUACCCUCUGGACAAAUAGCCUGUUGGGAGGAGUGGGGCCUUUUUAUGAGUUGAGGUACUCAGGGCUGGAAAAUAAACAGGCAGCUAAUGAGACCUUCUGGACACGGGCAUAAAUAAUAACAAAGGAAACAUCUGGCCCUCGGGCCCACACCCCAGCGGAGGGGAUAUAAAAGCUGCCGUCCAGCUGGUGACCGGUCAGACCUGGGGAACUCCGGCUGCGGUCCUGACCUGCGCCCUGACCAGCGGGGACCAUGGGGUGCUGCCCGGGGGACUGCUUCACCUGCUGCGGUGAGGAGCAGGACUGCUGCGAGAUGUGCUGCUGCCAGACCGGCUGCUGCGGCUGCUGCGGGUCCUGCUGCGGCUGCGGGGGCUCGGGCUGCGGAGGCGGCUGCUGCGGGUCCUCCUGCUGCGGCGGGUCUGGCUGCUGCGGAGGCGGCGGCUCCGGCUGCGGCGGCGGCUCCGGCUGCGGGGGCGGCUGCUGCGGGUCCUCCUGCUGCGGGUCCAGCUGCUGCGGCUCCUCGGGGUGCUGCGGCCCUGUGUGCUGCCAGCCCACGCCCGUCUGCGACACGAAAUGAAGAGCUCCCCGUGCCCCCUCCGCGGAGGCCGCCCCACGGGAUGCGUCCACCCAUCUGCUCCGGGCGAGGCCCCUCGUCUCCAGGACCUUCCAGGACAGUGUCUUGCCUCCCGUGGUGGUAUUUGUAGAGGCGGCUUGUUUCUCCGGCGCCCGGCCUGGUCUUUCAAGGCCCUGAGAGCUAGAGCCACGUGCUGGUGAGGAAUUGAAACUGGGUGCCACCCAAAGCGACCCCCGAAGCUGAAAGGGGGCAUCCCCGCGGCUGGCUUGACAUUCACGAAGUUACGUGGUCACCGUGAGCCUCCUCUCAUUCAAGGCGCCCCUGGGACUGACCCCUCCUCGUCAGCUUUCGGAGGCGUUUGAGACGCACAGAUUCCUCUCUGUUAACUUCUUAAUAAAUGCGAGCACGCUGGCAU